This is a messenger RNA of Pelagomonas calceolata, 1344 nucleotides long. NCBI's taxonomy places the organism in Eukaryota, Pelagophyceae, Pelagomonadales, Pelagomonadaceae. The record is from the annotation of a GenBank genome assembly.
CGGCAAAAAAGCGUGCGAUACGUGCCAAAAUCAGCGCGCUGUGCCAGCAAACAGUAGCGACGGACGCAUCGUUCAACUCUCGCAAUCGUUCGGCAGCGUUUCAUUGCUGCACAGCCUCCAGUGACAAGUGCCUCCCAGCAGUGCACAGCUCAUAGCACUCGUACGACUCGUGCUGCUGUGCUGAUAGCGCUCAGAAAACUGGAUGCGACUCGUGCUGACAAGCAUAGCUCUCGCGUCGAGCAUGGAGCCGCGCCGCUCUUUCGGCACCGAGAUAGCGUCUGCUGCAUCCCCGAAACCGCCGCGCUUCGUCGACGUCGACAAGUUCGACGUCGCCGACGGCGCCGCGGCGCGCGCACACCUCGACGAGCGCGGCUUUGUGGUCUUCCGAGGCGUGCUCGAUCAAGGAGAGGUCGCGCGCGCGAACGAGCUCUUCUUCGACUAUGUGGAAGCGUUGGGUAGCGGUGUCGACCGCAACGACGUAAAUACUUGGGGCGACGACCGCUGGCCGCCGUGCGCAGGGGAUGCUGGUAUCCUUCCAUGGUUCGGCGUCGGUCAGUCUCCUUUUAUGUGGUACGUCCGCACGCGGACGAAGGUCGCCAAGGCCUACCGCCAGGCGUGGGGUUUGGACGCGGACGCUCCCCUGGCGACGAGCUUCGACGGCUGUUGCGCCUGGCGGCCCGGGCAGGUCACGCGCUCGGGCUGGCUGCACGUGGACCAGGAUGCGCUGAGAGGCAAUCAGCGCGAGAUGCUCCAGGGCCUCGUACACCUGACGGCGCCGGUCUCCGAGAGUACGGGCGGCCUCGUGCUCGUCGAUCGUUCUCAUCGCACCGUCUUCCCGCGCCUCGCCGAUCAGUACGGAGAUGCGCUGAAAGCGAAUAACGGUGAUGACUACUUCGAGCUCGGCGCCGACGACGCCGCGUACGCCGACCCGAUCUGCUGCCGCCUCGAGCCCGGCGAACUUAUUAUUUGGGACUCGCGAGUGGCCCACGCGUCGCACCCGCCGAGCGAGCCGGCCGCGGACCCGCACGCGCUCGUGCGCCUCUGUGCAUAUGUAUGUAUGGCACCUCCGUCAGGAGACGAAUCUGUGCAGCGCGCGCGGCGCGAGGCGUUCGAGGAAGGGCAGACGACGACGCAUUGGCCCACGAAGGUCGUCACGACGGACGUCUACGAGAGCUUCGCCGCGCUGCCGGAUCACGUCCGACUGCGGUACGGCGAGGCGCCGCGCGCCGCGCGGACUCCGGAGGUCGAGGCGUUGCUGUGACUCUCGCGGCGAUGACGCCAUCGCCGCGACGUUUGUAAUACUGGUCUUGUGAACGUGAGUUAUGUGUGAGAGAGAUAAAGGGC